AUGAAUACACAUACUCGAUAUAAAGAUAAACUUAAAUCAAUAAUUGGAUUAUAUGAAAAUCUUAUUCUAUUGCGAUGUCAAUUAGAUCGUCAUGGUUCAUUUCAUGGACUAGUUGAAUAUGUUCAAGAAAUGGCAACAAAUUGUAUGAAAUAUUCAUAUUUUCCUCUUCAACAGAUUCUUGCACAACAUUCCGAUUGUUCAAAGCCUACAUUUCUUGAUAUAUCUUUUGAUUUUGUUACUAUUGAAAAGAAAAUAAUGAUUGGUAAUAGUGCGCUUUGUAGUAUUCCAUUAUCAAUUACAAUGGAUGAAGAUGAAGAUGUAAACAAGUUUGAUUUCAUUCUUACUAUUCAAUAUGAUCUCAACAUAAGUCAAUUCUCAUGUACAAUUAAUGCAUCACUCGAUUUAUUCAUUCAGGAGACAAUAAAUAAGAUUUCACAACAAUUUCAUUCAAUAUUAUAUGACUUGUUUACAUCUGUUAAUCAUAUAAUAUUACCAAAUGAAAGAUUACUUAUACAAUCAAUGAAGAAUACACAAGUAUUAUUUCCUUCUGCCACUUGUAUGCAUCAUGAAUUUAUUUAUCAAGUAAUACAACAUCCACAAAAAGUAACUGUUGAACUUGAUGAACAAUCAUUAACAUAUACAGAAUUUUUAUAUUAUGUUCAACAAUUUUCUCUCGUAUUAUUAAAUAAAUACAACGUAAAAUCGAGUGAUAUUAUUUGUCAAUGUGUAGAGCAAAGUUUAUUUAUGGCCAUUGGCAUUUUAUCAAUUAUUAUGGCUGGUGGUGCCUAUUGUCCUUUAUCAUCACAAGAUCCUUCACAACGUCUACAAAUUCUUGUGAAAGAAACUCAAAGUAAUUUAGUUCUUGUUGAUUCGUCUACACGCAUUCUUUUUGAAAUCGAUAUUGUAACUUUAAAUAUUGAAACAAUUAUAAAUAAUGAAGCAAAUUCUACUAGUAUUCAGCUGAAUCAAAUGUCAGAUGUACCAAUAGCAUCAGAAAAUAUUCUCUUUGUAAUUUUUACUAGUGGAUCAACUGGUAUUCCGAAAGCGGUUCAAUUGCAUCAUCGAAAUUUCACUCAAUUUUUACGCUCAUUUGUUUAUGUUGAUAUAUUAACAAAAAUUGAUACAAUAAUACAGAUGGCUCGAUGCUCAUUUGAUAAUCAUCUAUUAAGUCUUGUUGGUACAUUAACUAUUGGAGCUACAUUAGUAAUGCUUCGACCAGAAGGUCAUAUGGAUUUAGAUUAUGUUGCACGAGUAUUGGAUGAAAAACAGAUUACUGUUAUGCAAGCUGUUCCAUCUUUAUGGAAUAGUGAAGUUCUCAACAAUAAACUAGUUAAUCUAUUGAAAAGCCAAGUGAGAAAUGAAUGUCAAAUUCGAAAUCAUUAUGAUCCAGCUGUACUUAUUAUUAAUUGUACCAAUCAUCUAAUUGAUCUAAAUAAAGAUCAAACAAAUAUUCCCAUAGGUCGAUCUCUUCCUAAUUAUAAAUUUUUAAUAUUAGACAUAUUUUUACAAACUGUUGGUAUUGGACAAGAAGGAGAAUUAGUUGUUGGAGGUGUUGGUGUUUUUGCUGGAUAUCGUGGUCGUGAUGAUUUAACAGCUCAAGUAAUGAUUAAUAUUAAUGAGCAAAUAUUUUAUAAAACAGGUGAUCUUGUUCAAAUGGAUAGCAAUGGAUUGAUUCAUUAUGUUGGUCGAAGAGAUUUUCAAGUGAAAUUACGUGGACAACGUAUUGAAUUACAAGAAAUUGUACAAUGUUUACGUAUGUUAAUAUCUAUUACUACAUGUGUUGUUAUCAAAUGGGAUGAUAAUCAUCUUAUUGCUUAUGUUCAAAGUGAUAACAUUAAUGUUGAACAAUUACAUUAUCAUUGUCAAUCUAAUCUACCAUCACAUAUGAUUCCAUCAAUAUUUGUUAUACUUGAAAAAUUACCUUUGAGUCCAAAUGGAAAAGUAGAUCGAAAACGCCUUUCACCUCCAGAUUUAUCAUUAUUGACUCUCUCAUCAACAUCAUCAUCAACAACAACAGCAUUAGAAAAUAGAUAUAAUCUUCCACAAAAUCAAUUACAAAAACAGAUACAUGAUAUUUGGUGUGAAAUUCUUCGAUGUAUUGGACAACACAUUUUAACAACUGCAAAUUUCUUUAGUAUUGGUGGUCAUUCACUUUUAUUUAUUGAACUUCAUCAUCGAUAUCAACAAUUGUAUGAUUUUGAUAAUCGUGUACUUUCUAUUGCCUUAUUUCUUCAACAUUCACAAUUACUUAAAUCUAUUACAAUCAAUCAAAUGAAAUCAGAACAUUGGCAAACACUACAUAUCAAUCAAGGUAUUGCAUCUUUUGCUCAAGAACGUAUUUUUCUUGAUGAACAAAUACGUUUUUCUAAUAAAAUUGCUAUCUAUAAUGAAUUGACUGCUUUAGAAAUUAUUCAAGGUUCAAUAUCAAUAAAUCGUCUAUUAGAAGCUAUUGAAUAUAUUUUAAAUAAACAUAAAAUAUUACGCACAUUUCUUACUCUCAACUAUGAUAAUGGUAUUCUUGAACAACAUAUUGGUGAUAAACAUCAUAUAUUUCAAAUUGUUCCCAAUCAAACAAUUAUCAGUCCUAAUUUAUUUGAUAUAUCAACUGGUCGUGUUUUUCAUUGUGAAGUACUUCGACAAGAACUCAUAUCUGAUAAUAAUAAUACUAGAUUCAUUACAGAUUCUGAUAUUCUUCUUAUCGCAUUUCAUCAUGCUGCAACAGAUCGGUCAGCUUAUCAACUUUUUCUAAAUGAUCUUUGUUUUGCUUAUAAUAUAAAUGUGAAAUGGACAGAUGAUGAAGAUUUAUUACAAUAUAUUGAUUAUUCUGUUCAUGAACGUUUAAUUGAUAUGAAACCAUCACGUGAUUUUUGGCUUCUAGAAUUGAAAGAUUAUUAUUUUGAACAUCGAUUAUCAUUAUCGACUGAUCAACAUUGUUUAUCUAAUGAUCAACGAUCUGGUUUUGCUUCAAUUGCUCAGAUUUCUUUUGAUGAAAAUAUUUCAAAAUCAUUUCUUAAUUAUGUUUCUACACAUCAAACUAUUCCAUUUCUAUUAGGUCUGAGUAUAUUAUAUGUUUUUCGUUUCAAAUUAACGCAUGGCGAAAAUGAUUUAUGCAUUUCUUUUCUUAAUGCGAAUCGAUACAGAAGUGAAUUACAAAAUAUAAUGGGAAUGUUCGUUUUAGCACUUUCAUGUCGUAUGCAGAUUAAUUUUCAUUUACCGUUUGAUGAACUUGUUAAAUGUGUACAAGAAAAAUAUAAUGUCAAUUUAAAACCAAUUGAAUUAAAACAAUCCAUUGAAAUUGCUAAAUUUGAUUUUGCAUUAACAUUUAUUUAUAAUCCAAAGUUAAAUGAUGAGAUGUUAUCAUGUCGUUUUGUUUGUUCACAUGAUCUAUUCGAAGAUAUGACAGUUACAAAAAUUGCUCGACGAUUUCAAUAUCUUAUUGAACAACUAUUUUCAAUGGAUUCUAAUAUUAAUCAAACUGAUAUUCUUGUUGUACCUAUUACUAAACUUAGUCUUAUUUUACCAGAAGAAGUUUAUGAAAUGGAACGAAUAGUUUUUUGUCGACAACCAGAUAUUAUAAAUGAAGCACCAGCAUCAUAUGCUCAAGCACGUAUUUGGCUUGAUGAACGAAUUCGUAUUGAUUCAAAAAAUUCACAAGUUGCCAUAUAUAAUAUGCCUUUUCUUCAUCGACUUUCAUCGGGUGGUACUCUAUCAAUAUCUGAACUUCGUCAAGCUUUACAACAUGUUCUUAUAAAACAAUCUGCUCUUCGUACAUCACUCUAUUUUGAUACAAAUAAAAAUAUAUUGAUGCAAAAGAUUAUUGAUCAUACUGAUAACAAAGAAUUAUUUACAUUUAUUGAAAGUACUUUCGAAACAGAUGAAGAUCUCAAUAAAAUUAUGCAUAAUGAACGUGGGAAUCCAAAUAAUUUUAAUCUAUUAACUGGUGUUGUUUGUCGAUGUCAUGUUCUUUAUUAUAAAAACAUUUCUCAAAAAGGAAUCAUUUGUGAAAAAGAUGUACUAAUCUUUAAUUUUCAUCAUGCUCUAUCUGAUUUUCCAUCAAUGAAAAUGUUUCGUCAAGAUCUUGAUCAAGCAUAUACAAUGGGUUACUUGGAAAAUGAUAAUAAUACAACUUUGCGUUAUCUUGAUUGUAUGUUAAGCCAAAAUUCAUCUGUACUUAAUCAAUGUCAAGGUGAUAAACUUACAAUUGCUUAUGGUUCAAUAUUAAUUCAAUCAAUACUUGUUUAUUAUUAA
Messenger RNA from Adineta steineri, 4248 nucleotides. Lineage: Eukaryota; Metazoa; Rotifera; Eurotatoria; Adinetida; Adinetidae. The record is from the annotation of a GenBank genome assembly.